Girardinichthys multiradiatus is the source of this 1651-nucleotide messenger RNA. RefSeq names its product Myb/SANT-like DNA-binding domain containing 1 (gene msantd1). Bases 478 to 1338 code for a protein of 286 amino acids. The record is from RefSeq and is a predicted model, not a curated record. Gene Ontology annotation, cellular component: nuclear body. The transcript is spliced from 3 exons. Gene Ontology annotation, biological process: positive regulation of DNA-templated transcription. Lineage: Eukaryota; Metazoa; Chordata; Actinopteri; Cyprinodontiformes; Goodeidae.
GGCUCAUAUUUCAAGAGUGUCAGCAAUCUAGUGUGCUCACACUGCUGCCUUUCAGCUAAAAGCUUUUUGUGCUGCCAGUGGAGCAGAAUGGAGGGCAAAAGAGAGAGCGGAUGGGAGUGGUUAGCAAAGGGGGUGGGAGGCCUGGGGGAUAAAAUGGCCCUCUCUCACCGUUGCCAAGGCAACUUGAUGUCACAGUGACAUCACACAGUAUUAAAAGCUUUUAACCGGAUUUCUCUCCUGCCUUAGGCCCCAUUUUGAGUCCUCUUUCAGCUAGGCUAGGGGGAAGGGCAGAGGCAGGCAGGACGGCUGUGUGUGCUCUCUCACUUGUAUCCCUUCUUCCCUGCAGACUCAAACCAGCUCUUAUAACAGUAAAAAGACUUUCAAAUUCAAGCUCUAAAGCUUCCAUCUUUGCAAAAAGACCCACAGCCAGCACAGGCCAAGAGAGAGACAUAUAGAGAGAAAGAAGCCAACUCCAAAAUGGCAGCAGACGAUAGUUUCAGCUACCUGAUGCCAGGCCACAGCGAGAAACACAGGCGGGCCCCGAACUGGACCGAUGGCGAAAUGAAGGCCCUCCUGUACGUGUGGGAGGAAUUCCACAAUGAGCUAAAAACGAGCAAGAGGAACGCCAAGGUUUACGAGAAGAUGUCCCAGAGGUUUUUCCAGCUCACUGGAGAGCAGCGCUUCAAAGAGGAGAUCAAGAUGAAAAUCACUAACAUGUCUUUCCAGUUCAGGCGCCUGAAGGCCACAGCCAGCGAAUCAGGCGAGACGCCAGACUGGCCUUACUACAAGCCCAUCGAGAAGAUCCUCUCCAAGCCGCUGGAGAAUGGCAGGGUGAACUCGCUGGAGUUUCAGGCCGCAGGAGCAGGUCCCUCCACUUCAUCCCAGUCCACAGACAACCCCAUCUCCCAGUCAGAGGAAGGCGUGAUUGGAUUCCUGCCAGAGUACACUGGCUCCUCAGAUGAGAUGGAGAUAAAACAGGAGCUGGACUCUUCCAGCUCAGACAGUGAGCACAUGCUGGGCUCCAGGUAUUCCUCUCUGCUCCUCAGCUCCCACCCCGUCUCUGCCAGGAAGAGGCGUGCCAGAAAGUAUCUGUCCCUGAAGAGGAAGAAGCUGCAGGUCAUGCAGGCCAUGCUCCAGCAGCACAAGAAGUCCAGCCAGGCCAUAGAGGAGACGUGCCGGGAGCUCCGCCGAUCCAUGCACCAACAGAACCUCCUGCAGGUCCAGUGUCUGCAGCUGCAGGAGAGGAUGAUGAACCUCCUGGAGAAAAUGAUCCAGCUCCCCAGCUCCACAUCGGCAGUUUGGAGUCAGAGCGGGGCAAAGGAUCCAGGGAAACCUUGAAGGCUGGGAAAAAUCAUGGGAUUUCCCCACUCAUAGGAAAAAUAAGCUCUUUUAUUUUGGUUAUUAUAUUAAUUGCGUUAUUAUUUUAAAAUGAUACAAUAACUGUUAUUACUCUUCUGAUAACCACCGUCACCAAAAUAUGCCAUCACCAAUUCUCUGGGGGUGCCUGAACAUAAUUUUUAAAAGAACUGUAAAGAACCUUGUCAACAUUUUAGGAAACACUCCUAAUGUAGUCUUUUUUAGUUUAGGAUUAGUUGUGUAAAAUAUUUCUCAAUAACAUGCCAAGUAUCCAAUUAAAAUAACUACAAACGGC